AUGGAGGUCACUCAGCUGCAGAAGUCCCUGCGGGGGCUCUCUGGGAAUUGCUGUUCCUUGAUCCAGGAUCAGGCUCGAGAGUUGACCCGCCUGCAGCAGAAGAUGAGGAUAGGGAAAGCCGUCUCUUCUCAUCUCAUCCAGCAUGUCAAGAACACAAUGAAGAACUUCGAGGAACUGCUCAGCAGCAGCAAAAUUGACCACUACAUGGAGCAGCACUUCCGUGAGCAGCUGGCCAAGGGCAGCCAGCUGGCAGAGAACCUCGCCAGCAAAUUCAGCACGGGUGACUGUAAAAGCAAGAAGGAUGCAGCCACAGAGACGCAGCAGACCCUCUGCAUUCUGAGGGACCUGCAGAAGAGGAAAGCCAUGGGGUACCUGCAGCGCCCACAGGGUGCCGGGCCCCAGAUCCCCGCGGGCGGCCAGGCCCAGCCUGCCAGGCAGCCCCCGCCGCCUACUCAGCAGCAAGCACCCGCUGUGGGGGACGCGGCCAAUGUUGGCCCAGCCACCCCUGCCGAUCCGGCCUCACUGCCCAGCAACCCCUCGGGGGCCUCAGCGGCUCAGCCCUUCUCCGACCGAAGUGACGCACCGGAAGCUGGGCGCUGCCGCAGCUGCAGUCCCUGGGAGGAGAUGAGGCCUCAGAAAAUGAAUGCAGCUGGGGACCUGUCCUCCUUCUCCUCUUUGUACCGCCCCAGCUCCAAGCCCUCCGGGGCCGACCUGCUGGAAAAGAAUCUUACCGAGAUCCAGAGCCUGCGCCAGCGCCUGGAGGAGUCGGUCUGCAUCAACGACCGCCUGCGGGAGCGGCUGGAGCUCGUGCUCAGCGCCAGGGACCACGGCAAAGCUCUGUGCGUGCCGCAGCACCUCCCUCCGGCUCUGCGCCCGCCCGCCCGGUCCUCUCCGGCCCCCGGCGGCGUCCAGGCCCUGAGCGGCUCCUUGUGGCUGGUCUGGAACCCACGUCCUUCCUCUUGCGGCUGCAGAAUGCCCCGGGAGACGCACCCCUGGGUUUGUGGGAACCCAACACGGCGCCGCCGAAACUCCCUGGACGCCGGCAAGCGGCCUCGACGGGUGGAAAAGCAGGCGGCGGCCACCUGCCAGUCACACCCGCUCCUGCGCCCGCCCGGCGGCGGGAGAGGCAGGGGAGCGGCUGGCGGGGAGCGGGUCCUGGGGAUCCUGGUGCCCUAG
Messenger RNA from Condylura cristata (star-nosed mole), 1176 nucleotides. RefSeq names its product myomegalin-like. The transcript is spliced from 9 exons. Bases 1 to 1176 code for a protein of 391 amino acids. Lineage: Eukaryota; Metazoa; Chordata; Mammalia; Eulipotyphla; Talpidae. The record is from RefSeq and is a predicted model, not a curated record.